AUGACAACGGCACAGGAGAAAGAAGACGUGAACGUCAACGAGGAGGAUUUUGUGGAAGACAUUGUCAUCGAUCCCUCGAUCGACCAAUCUUUCGAGAAUCACGUCAAUGAUGCGAUCCGUUCCAAGGUCCCGCAGUUUCUGGAAAUGGUCAAGACAGCCGAUCUUAUCCCUACCCUCGAGAAGAUAAGGUGCACAGAGAGCAUGGAAGCACUACUGCAACGAUUUCUGAAAGCGAGAAGUGGAGAUGUGAACCUGGCAUUCAAGUUCUUAAAAGAAGAUUGUGAAUGGAGGGAAGCCAAUCAGAUUUUGUCUCUGAGAACGAAGUCCAUGGACGAUAUGCUGGUUGCCGGAAGAAAUCCGAUCCUCAAGGAAACUAUAGUCUCAAUGAUCCCUCAAGGAUGUUUGGGUCGGGACAAACAAGGAAGGCCUAUACUGUACCGCAAGGUGACAGGGAACAUGAAUGUGCAAAAGCUUGCAGAACUUGGGUACAGUGUUGAAGAAUUUUUGAUCUACCAGGCAUGGAUGCUCGAGCGAACUGUUGCCAUGAUGAAUGACAAGGGACAGUGGAUCAGUAUCAUGGACCUGGGAGAACUGAACUUGACAAAGAUGAUGGGCAACCUCAAUAUCGUAAAGGCUUUCACUGCCCUUGCCAAGAACCAUUUCCCUGAAAGGCUCGCACACAACAUAAUCAUCAAUGCACCGACUGUCUUUGGGAUUGUAUGGAGGGCUGUACAAGUUUGGCUUGACAAAGAAACACAGAAGAAAGUUUCUAUUUUCAGCUCUCCCAAGAACUGGAAGCCAGCUCUCGAAAAGGAAAUGGACCUGAAUCUCCUCCCCACGGAGAGCGGGGGCCCAGCUCACUUGUCUUACUCUCCCUCAAGUUUUGAUCCUUAA
This is a messenger RNA of Guillardia theta CCMP2712, 894 nucleotides long. RefSeq lists its product as hypothetical. The record is from RefSeq and is a predicted model, not a curated record. NCBI's taxonomy places the organism in Eukaryota, Cryptophyceae, Pyrenomonadales, Geminigeraceae. Bases 1 to 894 code for a protein of 297 amino acids. The transcript is spliced from 6 exons.